AUGGGAACCUUAGGGAAAAGGAGAGAAAACCAGCAACCUGCCCAAGCAUGCAGCACUGCCCCCAAAUCAGCACUUGAGCUGAAGCAGAUCAAUUGUUGUCCCAGCCUUUUGAAUCUUACCCAGGUCACGAUGGUGCCGUUGGGGCAUUUAGCCAAAGGAGCCACUUUGGAAGAUCUUCUUGAAACCUGCAUUCAGUCUUUUGAUUUAGAAGGAAAUGCUUAUCAAAACAACCAGCUGCUAAAGAUAAUUCUGGCCAUGCAUCAGUUUAUCAUCUCCUCUGCAGACAUGCUCCAGAAACUCAUUGAUCUAUAUCUUAAUGCUUUAGACAAUAAAUCUUCCAUGCUGUGUGUAAAGAUAUGCUAUUUUGUAAGGUAUUGGAUUACAGAGUUCUGGGUUAUGUUCAAAAUGGACUCUAAACUAUCCGCAACUAUGGAGGAAUUUCAAGAACUGGUUAAAGCUAAUGGUGAGGAGUUACACUGUCGUCUAAUUGACACAACUCAAAUAAAUUCUAGGGAUUGGUCUAGAAAGCUGACACAGCGUGUAAAGGCCAACACCAGUAAGAAACGGAAGGUCUCGCUUCUUUUUGAUCACCUUGAGCCAGAGGAGCUGUCAGACCACCUUACCUAUCUUGAAUUUAAGUCUUUCAGAAGAAUAUCAUUCUCAGAUUAUCAGAACUACAUUGUGAAUAGUUGUGUGAAGGAGAAUCCAACAAUGGAAAGAUCAAUUGCUCUUUGCAAUGGUAUCUCUCAGUGGGUGCAGCUAAUGGUUCUCAGCAGACCAACACCACAGCUUCGGGCUGAAGUGUUCAUCAAGUUCAUUCAUGUUGCUCAGAAACUCCACCAGCUGCAGAAUUUCAAUACAUUAAUGGCAGUGAUAGGAGGUCUCUGUCACAGUUCCAUUUCCAGACUCAAGGAAACAAGCUCAUGUGUUCCUCAUGAUGUAAUUAAGGUGUUUAAUGAAAUGACGGAACUGCUUUCAUCUUACAGAAAUUAUGAUAGUUACCGACGUGCCUAUAAUGAGUGCAGUAACUUUAAGAUCCCAAUCCUUGGGGUCCACCUGAAAGACUUGAUAUCACUUUAUGAGGGCAUGCCAGACUACCUAGAGGACAAAAAAAUUAACAUAUACAAACUAUACUCUCUGUAUAACCACAUAAAUGAGCUGAUACAACUCCAGGAAAUGCCACUUCCCCUUGAGGCUAAUAUGGACCUUGUUCAUUUGCUUACACUCUCCCUUGAUCUUUACUACACUGAAGACGAAAUUUAUGAGCUUUCAUAUGCACGAGAGCCACGAAGUCACCGAGCUGCCCCUUUGACACCUUCCAGACCACCAGUAGUUGCAGACUGGGCCUCAGGAGUAGCCCCAAAACCUGAUCCAAAAACCAUCAGCAAACAUGUUCAGAGGAUGGUAGAUUCUGUCUUCAAAAAUUAUGACCAUGAUCAGGAUGGAUACAUUUCCCAGGAAGAAUUUGAAAAGAUAGCUGCUAGUUUUCCAUUCUCAUUUUGUGUAAUGGCUAAGGACUGGGAAGGUCUGAUUAGCAGGGAUGAAAUAACAGCUUACUUUAUGAGGGCUAGCUCAAUCUAUUCCAAAUUAGGACUUGGCUUUGCUCACAACUUCCAAGAGACCACUUACUUAAGGCCUACUUUCUGCGACAACUGUGCUGGAUUUCUAUGGGGAGUCAUUAAACAAGGAUACAGAUGCAAAGACUGUGGAAUGAACUGCCACAAGCAAUGCAAAGACCUGGUUGUGAUAGAGUGCAAGAGAAGACCCAAAACUUCAGUUGCAGAUAGCAGCCCAACAUCUGCUCUUGCUUCAAGCCUCUGCCCAGUAGGAGUCAAAGAGCAAUUCUAUGGACAAGAAGAAGGACCAUUCACAUUUCCUAAUGGAGAAGUAGUGGAACACAAUGAAGACAGCAAGGACCGAACAAUUAUGCUCAUGGGUUCCUCAGCUCAGAAAAUCUCAGUGAGACUGAAACCAGCUGUGGUUCAUAAAGGUACACAGACUGAUCCUGUACUGUUGGCUGGUGAUGUAUCUCGUAGGCAGACAGAGAAGAAAGAACAUAGGAUGCCAGAAAAUCCUUACCUCCAGGCAGCUCCACCAUCCCCAUGUCCGAGCCCAAUUCUAGGCCGCAAAAAGGCAUAUGUUAAAUGGGAAAACAAGGACUCCAGCCAGAAAAUGAAGGAGGAGCAUCACAGCUGUAAACCCUCAUACCAGGAACUUGAGCAGGAAAGAAAUAUUCUAAAGGCAGACAAUGAAGGUUUAAAGAUCCAACUGGAACAGGCACAUAAAACAAUUGAAUCUCUCACAAUCCAGAGAAGAAACCAUGUAGUCGACAACCUACAGCACAGAGACUGCUCCUAGCAUACAAGAGAGGAAAUCUCCUGUGAAAUAAUGUAAGACUGAAGGAGGGGUUGUGAUACAGCUGCUUUACCAAGUGAACUGGAGAGUCCAAAGGAUUUUAAAACAGAAAUACUGUCUUUACUCAACACAUUUCCAUAUUAAACAUACACUCCCAACUGUACAAAUCCACUCCUUUGACUUUUAAAGGUAAUUUAGCAUUAUCUGUACAAUGAAAAUAAUAUCUUCUGGGUUUGCUUUUCAAAGGAGUGACACUGUUGCUGAUGUUUGUGUUCGUGAUGAAAACCACAUGGAUUCCCCAGUGACCUGGCUGCCAGCAGCACACCUUACUCUACAAGUGUUCUGACAAAGUAGCUAUUCAUAAGACUGUGUCACCUCAGAUUUGGCCCAAAUUCAGGUUUCUAGAAACAAAUGUUCAAUAAAGCUGAGUAUUUAAGUGAAACUGUAGAAAUAUUACAUUAAGAGAAACAGUUCCUUCUCAUGGUGGCUGAAACCAAUUAAAAUCAUGAAGUGAACUGUCAUCUUUAUUUCCAAAGUUUAACAAGAAUAUUAAAAUGUUAGGCUAAUGAUAUUUCAUUAUUUGAUUCUUAAACUUCAAGAUAAACUGACAAUUUUUUUAAACCUCUUUCAGAGCUUUAGAAGUCCUGCUGUUCAAACGCUUACCUUUGUUAAGGUAAAAUAGAUGAGAUUAUAGAGAGUUUAUAUUGAAUACUGCUUCCAUUUUUGUGUUCCAUGCUACAGCUUGGAACAUUUAGCCCUACUUGUUUGGCUUAAGGGAUAGCUUGUUGUCCACAUACAGUAGAUAUGGGACAAGGUUGGUUAUUUUUCUCUCAUGUCAAAGUGAAUGCCAUUGUUGAGUAGAACCUUGAGGGCCAUGUUAUGAGGGAAACUGUGGAGUCAUCCCAGUGCAACAGUUACUGUACUCCAGAGUUCCUAACAUCUUCUGGUUCUAACCAAGGUUUCUCCAUUUUCUCUCUCCUAGACUUCACAAGCACUUUAGAGUCAAGAUGAGUGUGCUCUUAUGCGUGUAAAUUCUGUAUAGUAAAAGGUGCUAGGGAGGUAACUUAGUUUUCUUAAAACUACAAAGUGUACAUAUUGUUAAGAGACAACAAAACAGUCUUUCAAGUUACUGAUAAAUCUACUUGUCUGAAUAGCCAAUUUUAAAAUUGCAUUUGCAUUCCAAGUGAAGCCGUACACUUACAGUUGUAUAAAACUUGCUUGCAUUUAUCAAACAGGGAUUUGUCAUCACACAUUUAAACAACAGAAGCUUAUGACUUUGAUAAAAAGUCCACUUAGUGCUCCUCAAGACUUGUAAGUUAGACUAAAUUUCAGUCUAUAACGGACUUUAUAAACUACCUAUUACAAUAGCAUGUGUGCUUUGUGUUCAAAGUGGUAUAAAGGUAUG
Molecule: messenger RNA, 3760 nt
Organism: Gavia stellata (red-throated loon)
Lineage: Eukaryota; Metazoa; Chordata; Aves; Gaviiformes; Gaviidae
Gene: RASGRP1
Product: RAS guanyl releasing protein 1
Exons: 17
Coding region: 1-2358 (785 amino acids)
Biological process (GO): positive regulation of GTPase activity; Ras protein signal transduction
Cellular component (GO): plasma membrane
Molecular function (GO): calcium ion binding; guanyl-nucleotide exchange factor activity
Source: RefSeq, a predicted model, not a curated record